GAUGGAUCUCGCUGAUUUUGUUUUAGCUUCCGCCAGCAUGGACAGAGAGACGAACGAUGCCGAACCAGAUCUCCCGUUCCUAGACAGUCCUAGUCCAGUCCCACUCGCUAUGCAGAUCCAACUCAGCUGUUACCGUGCCAGUCGUGCUGCCAUCUUCCACACAUCUACGGAUACGGUUGGAGGUUUCAAGCCUCAAUAAAGCUAAGUGAUUGACAUCCUCGACUUGGGCGAAGUAAAGCCCUUCAGUUGUUUACGCACCAGCGUUGUAAGGAGCACUCCAGUCAUUGAUUGGUAUUGGCGAGGUGCUGCAAAACCAGAAUGGAAACUUGAAAUGGAAAACAGCCUGAGCUUACUGUAGAAUUGAACGUUUGUUUCCUGAAUACGCAUGUACCUAUCCAAUAUCAGUGGAUGAGUGGGUGUAGUACAAAACGCGCAUCGUCAACCGUCGAGCACAGGCGAGGUUAACGCCACGUUGUAACACUCUGCUGGAUGUGAUACCUACUUAGCGACAAAAGAUGAGAAAAGACCAAAUGUGUUGACGUCGGACAAACUGGAAAAGCCUGUUAUUGAACUGGGUGUA
Messenger RNA from Canariomyces notabilis, 580 nucleotides. RefSeq lists its product as uncharacterized. The transcript has a single exon. The record is from RefSeq and is a predicted model, not a curated record. The coding region runs from base 38 to 199 and encodes 53 amino acids. Lineage: Eukaryota; Fungi; Ascomycota; Sordariomycetes; Sordariales; Chaetomiaceae.